Messenger RNA from Morone saxatilis (striped sea-bass), 1179 nucleotides. It is a transcript of the gene mrpl10, whose product is annotated as mitochondrial ribosomal protein L10. Bases 16 to 807 code for a protein of 263 amino acids. Gene Ontology annotation, cellular component: mitochondrial large ribosomal subunit. The record is from RefSeq and is a predicted model, not a curated record. The transcript has 5 exons. Gene Ontology annotation, biological process: translation. Lineage: Eukaryota; Metazoa; Chordata; Actinopteri; Moronidae. Gene Ontology annotation, molecular function: structural constituent of ribosome.
CCGACGCGGCCAUGAAUGCAGCAUUUACGCUGUCGUCACUUCCAGAAUCACGUUUUCCUGCUAAACAUGGCUGCGACCUUGUGUGUGAAAUUACUACCGAAACAAGGAUGGCUUCCCCUGACACAGACUGUUCGGCACGGCUCCAAGGCUGUGACUCGCCACAGGAGACCGGUGCACAUCCUCAAACAGAAGAUCCUGGCUGUCACAGAGUACAUCCCUCCUAAGCGGCCUUUUCCUCCAGGCGCAUAUCCAUCCGAAACCCAACGAGUCCAGGAGGAAUCUCCUUUCGUCAUCCUCUUAAAGAAGCAAUUGGAGAAAGUGUUCCAGGACUGUAAGAUGGUCGCUGUGGUCCAGAACAACGCCUGCAAUGCUGAAGACAUGCUGACUCUCAGGCACAGACUUUAUAAACAUGGCAUCACUGUCAGGUUCUUUCCCAACCCGGUCAUACGGUCAUUCCUGAGCAGCAGCGUUUACUGCAACAUGGCUCCUCUGUUCAUCGGCCCGACAGUCCUGUUUGUUAGUAAAGAGCCAAAGGUGAAGCAGAUGUUGACGACUCUGAAAGCCAGUCCACAGAUGACACUCGUGGGAGCCUGUAUAGACAACACGUUGCUGAGUGCACAAGGUGUGGUGAGCUACUCCAAACUGCCGUCAAUCACUGUAGUCCAGGGCGAGCUGGUCAGCGGGCUGAUGAUGCUGACCUCCCACACGGUCUCCCUGAUGCAGCGCCACCCGGCCCACCUGUCCGCCCUGCUCCAGCAGCACGUCAAACAGCAGAGCUCGGACGACAGCGCAGAGGAGGCCACGUAGAGCUUCGGAGGAAACUCCCGAGACUGUUGCCUCGCAGAUUUCCUGCUACUUGAAACGACAAGGGACUGCUGGGUUGGAUGCAAACUUUAGAUUUUAUUGUAAAUUUAGUACCAAAAGUUCCAGGCAAUUUUUUUUAAGAUUAGAAGAACUCUGCAAAAACAAAAAUCUUAAAAAAUUUGAAUGGAGCAGUUCAAUUGGUGCUAAAUUAGACUAACUUGUACAAUGUGUGUCCACCCAUAGGGGCACUGUGGCUACUGUCGACUGUUUUCAGUGCACUGCAACCUCUCAAUGGAAGUCUUGUGUGGACAGUGCUGCAAAGGAAUUCCUUUACUUAAGGAUAUGGUCACAUAUAAAUAAACUAUGUCAACACAA